Paramecium tetraurelia is the source of this 1558-nucleotide messenger RNA. RefSeq lists its product as uncharacterized. NCBI's taxonomy places the organism in Eukaryota, Ciliophora, Oligohymenophorea, Peniculida, Parameciidae. The transcript is spliced from 5 exons. Gene Ontology annotation, cellular component: nucleus. Gene Ontology annotation, biological process: regulation of DNA-templated transcription. The record is from RefSeq and is a predicted model, not a curated record. Gene Ontology annotation, molecular function: DNA-binding transcription factor activity, RNA polymerase II-specific; RNA polymerase II cis-regulatory region sequence-specific DNA binding.
AUGUAAACAAGAAACUGGAGAAAGAAAAAAUAGCUUUUGGAAAAACUAGCUCGAAAAAAUGAAGCAACAUAGGCUAAAAAUGACCAGUAGUUAUCUGAAAGUAAUAGGGAGUUUUUCUAGAAGUUCCAGAAUUUCUAUGAAAACGUCAAGGACAUAUUGAUUCCGUCCUUAUAGUAAUGUAUAUUUGUAUUCAGGUUUCUGUAAGAAUAAUUUCAUAUUUCCGAAUUAUUAACUGACCAGGAAGUAUACUAAUUGCAAAUGGAUUUAAGUCAACAAUGGACUCCAAAGUUGAGAAAGAAUUGGACUGAUGACGAUAAAUAGAUUCUCAUUUGGAUUGUUUUAAAAAUUUGUGCAAGAGAUGGAACUAGUAUACGGAAAAUACCUAACAAGAUUUGGGAAGAGGUAGUAUUGUUGCUUAGUCGACGUACAGUUGAAUAAUGCAAAAAUAAAUGGAAUGACUUAUUGAAAUUAUCAUUAUAAUAAAUUCCAUGGACGGAAGAAUAAGAUAUACUUUUGCUUGAUUUAAUUAGAAAAAGCAAAGAGGAGGGUAAAUAAAACAAAUGGUGCAGGUUGGCCAAUUUACUCAAUCUACACUUUAAGGAAUCCCCGAGAACAGGGAAGCAAUGCAGAGAAAGAUGGAACAACCAUUUAAAUCCUGACAUAAAUAGACAUCCUUGGAAUCUUGAAGAAGAUAUUGAGUUGUUAGAAAUUGUAAAAAAACACCAUAGAAAAUGGGCAUUUAUUUCGAAAAAUUUAAAGACCAAAAGAAGUGAAAAUGCUGUCAAAAAUAGGUUUAAUUGCUUACUUAAAAAAAAUCAUUGCACCUCAAUUACAACCCUCAUCAACACGUUAAAAAAUAGAUUUAAAACUGAGAAUCCCACUAUUCCUUUAUCAGCCCUUAAGAAAUAGAAGGUGUACCACUAUUAUUAAAAAGAUCAGGAUCCUUAAAAAUAAUAAUAUAUUAGUUAAUCAACAAAUCAAACAUCAUUUGCAAUUAAAUUAUUUGAUAAUCUGAAUUUAAGCGACCUAAAAAACCUAUAGCCUGCAUUUUACAAUUCAAAAACUCAAACCAUUAUUAUGAGUUCUAAAUAGCAAUUAUAGACUUUCCUUAAUAAUCAAGUGAUUAAGGUUGAGAAUGGCUUAAAUGUGAACUUUUUUAGUGAAAUGAAUAUUUAGCAACCAGAACUUUCAAAUCAUGGUUCCAGCAUCCUUAAUAUCAAUGAUUCUUCAAAUUUUGUAAGGUAUGUACCAUGUAUGAUUCCUAAUUUGGUAUCACAAUAAACAGGGAACGAGGAUAAAAAAUCUCAAUUCAAUAUUCCUGGUUUAAAGACCUAGAACAGUCAAUAACAGGCAUUGUUAAGAAAUAAGAAUUGCAGUUCUUUCACAUUCUUUUCAAAUUAAUAAUAACUGGACAGUACAGAAAAAUCAAUUUAAAAUACUAGUCCAUUAUUAUAAAGAGAUUUAAUCGGAAUGAAUAAAUUACAGGUGGAAUUCACAGCAAAUGAGUGAAAACAGAUUUUUAUAUAUAUCAUAUCUAUACAAUAAGAACUAAAAACAA